Molecule: messenger RNA, 5697 nt
Organism: Etheostoma spectabile (orangethroat darter)
Lineage: Eukaryota; Metazoa; Chordata; Actinopteri; Perciformes; Percidae
Gene: gtf3c2
Product: general transcription factor IIIC, polypeptide 2, beta
Exons: 20
Coding region: 402-3335 (977 amino acids)
Biological process (GO): transcription by RNA polymerase III
Cellular component (GO): transcription factor TFIIIC complex
Molecular function (GO): protein binding
Source: RefSeq, a predicted model, not a curated record
CGGUGUAGUUCCCCGUUCCGUUGCUAGGGGACGGUGUGGGUCACCAUGCUGAUACCGUAAUAUGGCGGUCUGAUGUAAGCAUAAUGCGAGUUUUAGCCUCAGUGAAAACAACGCGGGUGAUGUUUAUAUUUCGCCGUUCAAGAAAGAAUAACGGCCGGUUUAAUAUUUCCGGUUUGUCUCCGCGGCUCCGGUGAUCUUCCCCGGUGUCGUACCCGGUAGCGGAGUUUGGGAUUCGAUCCCGAGUGGCCAGGUUCUAGCUUCCCGGUUUCGGUACGAGGCUUUUCAGCCUUCGCCACCGAGGAAGAAGCCUCAAAUUCAUGCAGGCAGCAGAGUCAGAGUGAGAAGAAGCUUGGUCCAUACGUGAGAAGGCAUCUGACCCCUGCACCAGAAACCCCGGGCCUAUGGAUCCCAUUGGCUCCCAACAAGGGCCGGAGAAGUUGUCAAAGCAGUGUUGCAAUUUAUCACCCAGCUCCAAAGGACGGCAACGGAAGGUUAAUCCAAAAUAUUCAGAAUAUGAAACUGAUGGCCUGUAUGGGGGCAAAGAGGGGCAAAAGCAACGUAGAAAGAGCCCAGAAGCAGCUUCUAAAAAGACUCCGGCAAAGAGGGGGAAAGCUAAGAAUGCCACACAACAGACUGAAGAUGGGGAAAAAGAGCCUGAAGGCAAAACCUCUCAGGAAACUCCUGAAAAGGCCGUGAGAGCCAGGAAGACCCCGACUAAAAAGACUCCAGCCAGGAAGACCCCCAAAAAAAAGACUCCGGCCAAGAAGACCCCGACUAAAAAGACUUGCACCAAAAGAACUCCUGCCAAAAAAACUCCUACCACCGAUGGGGGACUCGCAACUGGGGAGGGUGGCAUUGUAGACGCCGUGCAGCAGGAAAACGGGACACCAAAGCCAAAGAGAAAGUAUGUGAGGAAGCAGCCGGCACCGGAACCAGAUCCAGAAUCGCCAUGUCAGGAGGCUCAAGGGGAACCGGAGGAGACCACGGCGAGUGGCCGCCACAGGAGAGGAGCUGCUAAAGCGGCAUUGAAGUACCUUCACAUUUUUGCAAAAGAAGCGCUGAGUCAUCCCAAUGAUGAGUCAGGUUCCCAGGCCGAAGACGCCGAUGAUGUCACUUGCAAACACUCGCUCAAAGAGCAGAAAGGACGCAGAGUGACUAAAGGCCGAAAGAGGAAACGUCCUGCCUCUGACUCUGAUGCUGCAGAAGAUGAGGACUUUGUUCCAGGUGUUGAAGAAGAUGAGGACGUGGAAGAAGAAGAGGAAGAGGAAGAAGCAGAGGACUCAGAUUCAGAUUCAGAUUUGGGGGCAGGUGGAAGAAGUCCAGGAGCUUUCCACGUCAACAGACAGGGAGGCUCGAAAAAGAAAGCCGCCAACGGCCUCGUCGCCAGCGCCAUGAAUGUAGUUUGCGAAUCCACUGACACGACCAAGAAGUUCCGAGAGGAGCACUACAGCAGCUGGGUGUUCCCAGAGUGGGUCCCCUCCAGCAGUCACUGGCACCCUGUACCACAAAGUGAUAUGGAGAGAUACCUGCCUCAGGAGCUUCAGUCAGCUGCUUUCAGAGUGUCUAGAGAAGGCCUCAGUAAGGAGGAGACGCAUCUGCAGAGACUCAGCAGGUUCACAGCAGUGCCUUCUCACCCGGAUCGCUGGGACAUGCUGCUGUAUGCAGGUGGGCCGGUCUGGGCCAUGGAGUGGUGUCCUACGCCUGACGGUGCUCCGGCAUCCCAGUACCUCGCUCUGGCCUGCCAUCGAGGGAUGGACGACCAGCACUAUGUCAACAAGAUGUACUCUGGAUCUGGACUCAUUCAGUUGUGGGACCUGGGCAUGCUGGAGUACAACAGCAGACCGGACUCCCAGCCAGCCUUUGCCUACGGCUUGGCCCAGGACAAAGGCUUCAUCUGGCAACUGAAGUGGUGUCCUGCUGGAGGCUGGGAGCUUCCCAGCUGUGGCAGAAAGGCUCCUUUCCUGCCCCGACUGGGUCUUCUGGCAGUCGCCACCUCCACUGGUGUGGUCACCAUUUACAGCCUGCCCCACCCUGACGCUCUGCACCGCAACAGGAAGCAAGCCAACUCUGGAAAAGCCAGCGAACAGUGGCCGAUAUACCAGGCACGAGGAGUGUUAACACUGAAGCUGGGCUCCUUCAAAGCCCCUCGCCAUCAGAGGAGUGGACAAGUCCUGUCUAUGGAUUGGUUGCCUCAAAAACCACACAAUAUAAUGGCUAUUGGAUUUUAUGAUGGUGUAGUGGGUCUUUGGGAUCUGUCCACCAAGUCUUCGCUGUUGCGGGUGCGAGAGCCAGGCGAGUCCCUCAGCCUGCUGCCCUAUCGCUGCCUCCUGGCUCACGACCACGCUGUCCGGGCCCUGGCCUUCUGUCCCGCCUCCAGAUACCUGUUGGUGACAGCCGGAGAAGACCGCUAUGUGAAGACAUGGGAUCUGAGGAGGCUCCAUGAUCCCAUCACCGUGCAGAAACGCUAUCUAACCAAUGAGAUCUACUGGCCCCUGAAUGGACCGGGCCUCCUUUUGGCCCAGGAGAACGCCUAUGCACCGUACGCUUCACAGGGAGUGCAUUACUUUGACCAUAGCAUGCGCACCGUCUUCGCAAUUCCUCGGACAGGCACAGUGUGGUCCUUGUCUUUCACUGACUGGAUGAACAGUGUUGUGACAGCAGACAGCUUUGGCGAGGUGAUCUUCUCCCUCUUACCUCAGAUAUGCUUCACUCCUCAAUACCUCAAACGCACAAUAGAGAGACGUUUUCCUGUCUACAUUACAACUCUGUUGCCUCACGGUACAAGUGAAGAAGAGAAUCCAGAGACAGGAGGAGUGGAGGACGGACAUGCUGCUGAAGAGAAGGAAGGUGGAGAGACAGAAGGACCGAAUGCCGAAUCUGAAGGAGGGAAUGAAAACGAUAAUAGAAAUGGAGAAAGCGGAGAAGGCGGAGAAAGAGGUAGAAGGGAAAAAGGUCCCCCUCUGAGGUUGCAGACGUACAAAGAGGCUGUGAAGAGAUACUGCCUCCUCUAUACAGACUUUAAUAUGCGGACCUUCAAAGACAGCGAGAAGCAAGCUGUGUGGAAACACAUGAAAGACACUGAGGUGAAGAGAAAGCUGAACCUGGAUGACUUGCCAAUAGCUGCACUACACAAGGUGCGUUUCAACCCGAACAUGUGCUGCCAUACCUGGGUGGUGUCCGCGGGCCAGACGGGGCUGGUCCGACUCAACUGUCUGAGGACUAUGAUCACCUCUCACGCCAAGAAGAUAAUAAGCGAGAACCAGGCCCAGUUCAACGCUCUGUACUCUCCAAAAGAGCAGGAGAAGGCCAACCAGACUGGGACAGACGAGCUAUAGCAAGAGUUCAGAAUCACAAGGUGGAUCACAAAAACACAAAGCCUGCAAAAAGUUUUUUUAAGAAUGAUAAAAAAAGAACUAUACAUAUUUCAUCAGCACCUACUGUAUACUGUAUACAUUUUCUGUUUUUCAACUGGGUUUAAUACUGUUUUAAGUGUUUAAAGGCCAGCGAUGAUAUCAAACAAUGGUUGAUUUGCGGGUUUUAUGGCAUUUCUUCAACAACAGUAUCAAUAAUACUCUUUCAUGAACUCUGACCCUGUUGUUCAAAUUCUGCCUGGAUUUGCUCCAGGUUAAUUGAGAACCACAGGUAAGAGUUUCCAUCUACAACCUCACCACCUCCACGCUCUUAAGCUUUAGUUUCCACAGACUGAACACAUUAUACAUAGCUCCAAAUUAUCAUCUAGAGUUACAGUUUAUUUGCUUCCAAGAAGUUUCAAGAGCUGGCAAUUGGUGCCUUGCCUAAAUGUAUCACUAUUAGCAUUUUCCACUUUUAUUAUUGAGAGUAUUGAUUCCAAAUGGGUCAAGUGGGGUUUUCAGUUUCUCCAGUUUCUCUUAUUUGGCAUACACAUUGCCAACAUGGCAGUAUAUCCAUUCUAUAUAUACAACAACUUGAAAUUUUAAUUAUCAGCUAUAAAACCAACUUCUCUCAGGAACAGUAAUCAAUACCUCUAGUUUUUUUUUUUAAUUGAUGACAACUAAACAAAAUCUUGUUUUUGCUGACCGCCAUUGGUUACAGUUGUGUAGAGCGAUGUAGACGUGUACUUCAGGGUGUGUCGGUACGAUGUGACAUCACUUUAGGGUGUGGUUACAGAUGCAACAGACUUGAAUCUUUUGUUUUUUGUUUUUAUUCUAAAAAAAGUGAAUACAUUCAAAGUACCAACAACAGGAAUCCUAUUUAUUUCUACUUCUGUUCUAAUGCAAAGCAGACGUUACUCAUUUGUUUUCUAUUUGUCACUAUUUGGUGCAGAAGUCCAAGCGACAGUGUUUCUGAUCACAACAUGAAAGAUAUGAAGGACUGAGUUGCAAAAUGUGAGAAACUGGGUAAACUUAAAGCCUUCAGGCCUUGUCUCGUAACUUAUUUUAGCAAAGUUAUUAUUUUGUAAUCCGCAAGACAUUCCACAGUUUGUUUAUUUGUGUCCGCAGCAACGAGCAGACGUUGUUUCAUUUUUAUUUUCUUCUUCUUCUUCUUCUUUUUUUUUUACUGUGCCUUAAAGAUAACCUUUCUAAUUUUGACCCCAUAAGUUUCAAAACAUCAACCGCCAGUUGGGAAACAUUGUAACUAUAAAGGAAUAGUUCACCAAAACAAAAUAUAUAAAUAGUUUACAGUACUAACGUCCCUGUGGGCGCCUACAUGAAGACGGGAAAACAGGUCAUUAAACGUCGGACAAAACGUUCCUUCCUGCGCAACAUUAUCCAAGUGUCCAAACACGGAAAUCCAAACACAACUUCUGUAUUUUUUGCUUAACUAUUGCUAAACAAAGCAUAUUUGAAUUAUCUUUCGGUGACUGGGAAAUGCGUUGUUUAGCAAUAGUUCAGCAAAAAUAGUUGUUUGGAUUUCCACUAAUUGAUACAAGACACUCGGAUAAUGCUGCACAGGACGUCUUUUCGAGGCUUUAUAACCUCUUUUUUUUUAACAGAAAUGUUUUCAUUUUUCGGGGCUCCUCUAUCCUGAAAGCCAUUUGCUAAAGAAAACUUUUUUCUGGGACCAAAGAGAGCGAGGCACGAGGUGAGUACUACUGUGUACACAAUCUAUAUAGUUUUUGUGUGAACUACUCCUUUAAAGCUAUUUGUAAUUGCAAAUUCUCUCUUGUAUCAUGUCAAGAACAACUCAGGCUAUAACUGAGGGGAAAUACUUGAAACUUUUUUUAAUUGCAACAGCUGGAUGUAAUCUUUAUAAAUGACAGAUUGUAGACUUUUUUCAUUAUUCUUUUAUUUACUUGUUGGACAUAUUCCUGCUGUUGUUCUGAUUCAAAGGUUUUGAUUAGUUAUUUAAGAAUUAGAACAGCUGCACUGUGACGUGACCUAAUUUAUUGGUCAGUGUCUACAAAACAAAUUGGAAAGUGUCGCUGUUGUUUACAGCCGCAGCUGUCUCUUUUUUAGAGGUUGUGUAAAGUGUGUUUUCCUCUAAGUUAAAUUAGGGGAUUAAAAUGUCGGACUUGUUUAGUUUCUUUCAAUUACAAAUCUCAUCGGCAGUUUCAGAAUGAUGGUGAGUAAUAAUGAUCAUAAAAGCAUCAAAAUGUGCAGCGCUUACUCUUGUGGUGUUUUCCUCUUUUGUUAUUUUUGAAAUGUCACGCAUAAUAAAUGUUUUUGUAACAGAAAAAUAUUUGAAUCAAUAUAAAAUAAAGUCGAGGGUGAAAGUUCA